GCCAAUUUACUCUACAGGCAAAAAAAAGCUGAAACAUAGGAAGAAAACAGACAAAUAGAAGUUACUUUCCUAAUUAGCUGAAUGUCUGAAGAUAUAAGGCAGUGUACACUGUUGUAUUUACCUGUCUCCAAAGAUAACAGACGGGUCAGAAAUAAAAAAAAACAGGCAGGAGGUUGAGUUAUGCAAACGCCUGUCUUUUCCGACGAAAUGAGAAGGCGGAUGAGGACUUUAAAUUAGCUAGUUAGCAAGCUCACGGUUUUCUUCGUUUAGCAAGGUUUGUGUGAUUAUUACUCUCUUUAUCAGAGAACUAUAGAGACAGUAAUCACGGCAGUUGUCUGUAAAUACGUGCCCAGAAUUGUCAUUCAUUGACCGCCUCGGGGCUCUCCCCCGGCCGGCGACAAGCAUGGCAGGAAAUCCGAGGAGGGGCGCAGGUCUCAUCGGCUUGAUGAAGGACGCAUUUCAGCCCCAUCACCAGCCUCUCCAGCCUCACCAACCUGCAGUGGUAGACAAGAAAAUGGUGGAGAAAUGCUGGAAACUUAUGGAUAAGGUGGUGCGUCUGUGCCAGAACCCUAAGGUGGCCCUGAAGAACAGCCCCCCAUACAUCCUGGACCUACUGCCAGACACCUACCAGCACCUCCGCACCAUACUGUCACGCUACGAGGGCAAGAUAGAGACGCUCGGGGAGAAUGAGUACUUCCGGGUGGUGAUGGAGAACCUGACCAAUAAGAUCAAGCAGACCAUGAGCUUGUUCAAGGAGGCCAAGGAGCGCAUGUAUGAGGAGAACUCUCAACCCAGGCGGAACUUGACCAAGCUGUCGCUGAUAUUCAGCCACAUGCUGGCUGAGCUAAAAGCCAUCUUUCCCAAUGGCCUAUUCCAAGGAGACAACUUCCGCAUCACCAAAGCCGACGCCGCCGAGUUCUGGAGGAGGUCUUUUGGUGACAAGACCAUUGUUCCAUGGAGGAUGUUCCGGCAGGCUCUUCAUGAGUUCCACCCCAUCAGCUCAGGCCUGGAGGCCAUGGCUCUGAAGUCUACCAUCGACCUCACAUGCAACGACUACAUCUCCGUCUUCGAGUUUGACAUCUUCACCAGGCUCUUCCAGCCGUGGUCAUCUCUCCUGAGGAAUUGGAACAGCCUGGCUGUCACACACCCGGGGUAUAUGGCCUUCCUCACCUAUGACGAGGUUAAGGCCCGACUUCAAAGGUUCAUCCACAAGCCUGGCAGUUAUAUCUUCAGACUGAGUUGCACUCGGCUGGGCCAGUGGGCCGUUGGCUACGUCACUGCAGAUGGGAACAUUCUGCAGACCAUCCCCCACAACAAGCCCCUCUUUCAGGCCCUCAUUGAUGGAUUCAGGGAGGGAUUCUACCUGUUCCCGGAUGGCCGGGCCCAGAACCCAGACCUCACAGGGCUGUGUGAGCCCUCCCCACAGGACCACAUCAAAGUCACACAGGAGCAGUACGAGCUCUACUGUGAGAUGGGCUCCACAUUCCAGCUGUGUAAGAUCUGUGCCGAGAAUGACAAGGAUGUAAAGAUAGAGCCCUGCAGCCACCUCAUGUGUACCUCCUGUCUCACUGCCUGGCAGGAAUCGGAGGGGCAGGGCUGUCCGUUCUGCCGCUGUGAGAUUAAAGGCACAGAGCCCAUCGUGGUAGACCCCUUCCACCCCAAGAACAGCAGCAGCGGGGCCAGCUUCCAGGGGCCCUACGGGGUGGAAGGAGGGGGCUCCCUGUCAGUCUCCCUCAGCAACGACGAGGACGAUGACGAGCGCCUGGAGGAUCCCCACCUCAUCAUGAGCAGGCUGGCCUGCACCAAGGUGGAGCGCCCGCCCUCCCCUGUGACGCCGCUGCCCCCUGUGCCCCCCAGGCUGGACCUGCUGCAGCAGAGGCCCCCCACCUCCCCAGGGGCCCCGGGCCAAGGAGCAACAACCAAGAUUGCAGCCCUCCACAGAGACAAACCUUUGCCCCUCCCUCCUGCCCUGCGAGAGUUACCCCCACCUCCUCCACCCGAACGCCCUUCUCCCCUUGGACCCCCAGAGGGCCGGCUCCAAAGGAGACCUCUGCCAUGCACCCCUCCAGAGCCCAACUGGGCCUCCAACUACAUGGUUCCCCGGCACGUAGCCAAGGCCCCCCCACAGACCAACGGACCCAGUGACAGUGACUGCAUCCACAGAGCAAAGCCGCUAGCAGUGACCAACGCUAUCUACUCCCUGGCAGUCGGGCCUCAACAGGAGACUACUGGUGAGAAGUCAUCUGGGAGUGAUGAGGAGAAUGAGUACAUGAGCCCCACCUCUCUCCCUGCAGCAGGACCCUCCUGGGCCAUGGCGGGUGCUGUCGUGCCCGCACCACCACCGCUCCAACCCACUAACCACGACUCACGGACUGUGGUGUGUGAUGUGGACUGUGAGGACCCUCAGGUGUAUGAGUCCAUGUGUAACAUCCAGGCCCAGGCUAGUGCUACUGAGCCCCUCCCUCUGCCCUCCCUGCCCCAGCAGCCACCAGAGUCAGACUACCUCAUCCCUCCCCCUGCGGUUUCCCUGCACCAUAUGGUAGAGGAGAUGGAGGAUGAGUAUGAUUACCCCAGGCUCCCCCAGGCUCCCCCAGCACCCGCCAGGCGCACCCUCUCUGAUGUCACCGGCACCUCGGCCGCCUUCAGCUGCCUAUCAAUGGACAGCCCUAACAUAGAUGCAUCUACGUUUUCAUCAGGUCAGGACCCCGAGCGCCCCCCUAAGCCCCUCCCACGCCGGGUCAACUCAGACCAACGGCCCCGCCCCCUUACCCCAGAAGCCCUGCCCCCUGCCGCCAGUCUGUCAGCUGGCUCCCGAGGGGGGCCCGUUCCCAGUGUGGCGCUACCCAUCAACGGGGAGAUAGAGCAUCUGAUGAGCCAGGGCUACUCAUUCCAGGACAUCCAGAAGGCCCUGAUGAUCGCCCAGAACAACCUGGAGACGGCUAAGAACAUCCUGCGCGAGUUUGUGUCCAUCCCCUCCACGGCCCACAUCCUCACAUAGCAGCCUCAACACCACACCCUAUAUACUUUACUCACUGUGCCAUAAUGGAUAGCAUUUCUACUGUGCUGGUUGUGACAGGUCUGGAAGUGCUGUAAAUUGUAAGGGGAAGAGGACUCGGUCCUAUGCAUAGGCAUCUAAGUGAGAAAAUCUAAAGGAAGAGGGAGAAUGCUUGACGUGGCCUCUGUAUGGCCAAGCCUUUGACCCUUGUAUGGGCGUUUGUGCUUGCCUCCAGUCUUAUUGUGUGGCUCUAAGCAUUUCCUUGUUUCUGAGUGCAAGGUAGAGUAAGCCGAAAUUCACACUGUGUGCUUAGGCUGCAGGAAGGAAUAGUUAUGGACUUAUUGUGCAGCAGCAGUAACUGUUGUUGGGGCAAACUUGACUCAUGAUUCCCACUCCCACCCAUGUUAGUUUUGAUUGGGUCAUAGUCGUACAUACAGUUUGUAGCUAGAUACGCCAGGUGGAGACUAAAGCAUUUGAUUCUGUGGUUUGUGCUAAAGCCAAUGAAUGUGAAUAUUUUAGUUGGAUUGCAGUGUUACAGGGCUCCAAGUCAUACAUUUCACUGUAAUUGCAGUAACUAUUUUUAAAAAGUAAGCAUAACUCCAAAUUGCUUUAGUUCCUGGUUUAGUGAUCGUCUUAUAAUAUAUAAGCCUGAAUGACGUGUAUGUAAUCUCAGAAUGUAUUCAAUGUAGUGCUAACAUUGACUGGUGAACUAAUGUAACAUUUCUGAUGUCAUUAUUUUGUAUAAUUGUAUUAAUACCACCAGUGGUAGUGGUUUCACGGUUAAGCCUUAUUGUUAGUUCUGUGAAUAGCUUAUAUAUUUUAAAGUGAGUGUCCUUUUUUUAAUGUCAUACUUAAAAAUGAAGGGAGUAUAUGUGCCCUAUCUCAAUUUUGCUCUCUGCUAAUCAGUGUGCAAUUGGACUGCUGCUUGUAAGGGUUUGUUUUUUUGUAUCCAUACUAUUCAUUUUCCAGACAAUAAUAUAUUGAUUGGGCAGAGAAGACAAAGUGAUCCAAGUCAUGUAUACACCAUGAUAUUUAGUGAAAUGAAGUACUUAAUUGGCACUACCUCAGACUUGUUUUGCUGCCGCCUCUGGGAAAGAACACUUUGUACAACGUUCUUGUUUAUACGUUACAAACAGAGUAUGGCCCCAUCUUAAGGUGGCUCAGUAAUGUAUUUUCUUUGUACCUACUUUGAUUAGGAUUGUUUUUUUUCUCCCAAGGAUGUGGGUUUGACACAUUUUGAGAAAUCUGUUAAUAUAUGAAUAAUUUAAAUCUCUUUCCUUUUGAAUUUGAAACCCCGUUGAACACAGGGAGUUUGUCAUUGUCCUCUGGACUCAGGUACAACAGACUGAACAAUGUGCAGUAAUAUGCCAAGGUUAUUUGGGGACUCACACCAAAAAUGUUAGGUGUUAAUGUGUUGGAUUCAAAGCCAAAAGCAUUUAAUAACAGGUUUAAAUCACAUUAUUAGUUGUAGAUACUUCUAGUUGUAAAGAAUGGCCAUGAUAUUUCUGCAUCUGUUUGUUUCGCUUGAGUUCAAUACUGUUUUAACUUCUUUGAAAUUAUGAUGUACUUUGACUGCAAUUCCUUGAUCAUCAACUUAAGUGCCACUCCUUGUAAAAUCAUUUGAGAAUUGACUUCAGGCCUCUGCUUUCCACUGUGUCGCUCAUAUGUGGACUCACCACAAGAGGACACUCUGUCAUAAGAGAUUGCUGUGGUUUCAUACGCCACACUAGUCAUUGCUCAAUAGUUGCAGAAUUUACUGGUGUACAGAAGCACAGUUGGUGCUUUGUCUUUCGAUCGAAGAUAACAUUGUUGCCUCACCUGUACAUACAGAGAGAACUAACAAAAUCAUUGCCUUAUUGCAUGUGUAGUUAAAGUAUUUUAUUUAUUCAUUUUAAUGUACUCAGCAUUCGUUAUGUUGCCAUGUGUUCAUGCCUCAGCCAUUAAAGAUUUUCAAAUAAACAAUAUUUUCUUUAA
Messenger RNA from Salvelinus namaycush (lake trout), 4969 nucleotides. RefSeq names its product E3 ubiquitin-protein ligase CBL-like. Gene Ontology annotation, cellular component: plasma membrane; membrane raft. Lineage: Eukaryota; Metazoa; Chordata; Actinopteri; Salmoniformes; Salmonidae. The transcript has 15 exons. Gene Ontology annotation, biological process: negative regulation of epidermal growth factor-activated receptor activity; cell surface receptor signaling pathway. The record is from RefSeq and is a predicted model, not a curated record. Gene Ontology annotation, molecular function: phosphotyrosine residue binding; calcium ion binding; receptor tyrosine kinase binding. Bases 404 to 2998 code for a protein of 864 amino acids.